AUACGUGAUGAUAGGUUUAGUUACUGACAAGACUUGUAAAAAGGACAAAAAUUAGUGUUCGUUAAAAUGGAAGGAAAAAUUUGGAGCAAAUUUCAGAGUAAGAAGACAGAUGGCUCAAUUCAAGAAUUCAGUGUUCGAGAUUGUACCCAAGAUCAAAUGGAAGAUGUCUUUGAUAUAUAUUAUAAUUAUUUCUUGACAGAUGAGUCUUUUCACAAACUGUCAGGUGUACCCUACAGUGAAGAAGCAAAAAUUGAAUGCAAACCACUUCUUGCGGAAAUGUUGAAAGAGAAAAGCAAUCACAUAGUUGUUUGUGUUGAAGAAAGCACAGGAAAUGUGGUUGGAGUUUCUAGUAUGAAACUUCAAAUCGGAGUUGAUGAUAAAAUGCCAAAAAUUAAGCUACAAAGUAAAGAAAUGGCCAAACUAUUUCAAAUGCUGAAUAGAAUGAUUGAUUUCUAUGAUAUUACUAAAAAAUAUUGCGUAGAAAAAUGGUAUGACGGGCGCGGAGUUAUAGUGCACCCAGAUUAUAGAAAUUUUGGUAUUGGCAGCGCUCUUGUCCAGUCUCGAAGAAAAAUAUGUAAGGAACAGAGAGUGCCAAUAACGUGUGCCUGGAUGACAUCAAUUGGUACACAAAUAGCAGCCGAAAGGGAUGGUUGGGAGACUGAAUUCGAAAUCGACUCACGGGAAUUCGCUAGACAGUUCGAUACAACGCCUUAUGAUGGAAUUGCUCCGACUUUUAAAGUCAUGAUGGGGAAGCCCUAGUGAAAGCUCCAUCGCGAACGAUGAUUUUGCAGGAUCAAGGAUGAGAAAAGCACGAUUAAAAACAAUUAAACAAAAGUGCGAAUGGGACUCGAAGAAGGUUCCAUUAAAUUAUACUGC
Molecule: messenger RNA, 876 nt
Organism: Plodia interpunctella (Indianmeal moth)
Lineage: Eukaryota; Metazoa; Arthropoda; Insecta; Lepidoptera; Pyralidae
Exons: 5
Coding region: 67-759 (230 amino acids)
Molecular function (GO): N-acetyltransferase activity
Source: RefSeq, a predicted model, not a curated record